AUGCCUGGAAAUCAAGCGUCUGCCGUGCCGCAGGGAGAUCGUCAGAGGAGAGCGAGGCCGGAGUCUGAGGAUGUCACGGAUCAACCCGCUGCGACACAAAUAAGAGUGGAGGAGGCGCGGCGACCACAGUGGACCAUUAGCAGCACCGUAGAGGACAUCCUGCUGGAGGGAAGCACUAACAGGACCGAAAUGAAGCUGAAUGAUUUCCUCCGGAGCAACUUGGGCGAGGAGUGGGUUGUGGAAAGAAAUGGGAACGUCACGAUGGGGAAUUUUGUUCAGAAUCCCGAGACGUUUAUCAAAAAGAAAGGGUUAUUACACACAAUAAAGGCAUCGCCGUCAUACCCAGAGCUGGAAAGAGAGCUGGAGGAAAGGAAAAUACUAUUGGAGGCUAUUUAUAAGCUUCAUCACGAGGGUGUGUUCUCUCUCGAGCAAUGGAGGGACUAUGAAGGAAAGGACACAGUCACUCCACUUGCAAGGAGAAAUCUAAACAGAGUACUCACUCAAUUACUGAGAGAAGAAAGCCGUGAGGCGGAAGAAAGGGCAGUGCGGGAGGGACAUGUAGGAUUUGCCCUAACUACUACGAUCAGGGAUGUGCUAUUUAGAGGAAGAGUUCGCGUCAAGGACAUGAAGCUGAAUGAUUUUCUUAUGAUGGAAUUGGAAGGCAGAGGCAUUUUGCGCGCCAAUCGGAAUGUCUUACUGAGGGUUUUUUUCAGUGAUCCCACGAGUCAUAUCCGCGAUGCGGGAGUAUUGAACGAAAUACGGGCAUCAGGUGCUUAUUUGAGGAUGGAGAUGGCUGUACGGGAGGAAAUGGGUUUGGAAGAAGUUGCACGCAGUCUUUGCGAGAAUGGUGUGUUCUCUCUCGAGCAAUGGAGGGACUAUGAAGGAAAGGAUACGGUCACUCCACUUGCAAGGAGAAAUCUAAACAGAGUACUCACUCAAUUACUGAGAGAAGAAAGGCGGGAGGCAGAAGAAAGGGCAGUGCGGGAGGGACAUGUAGGAUUUGCCCUAACUACUACGAUCAGGGAUGUGCUAUUUAGAGGAAGAGUUCGCGUCAUGGACGUAAAGCUGAAUGAUUUUCUUAUGAUGGAAUUGGAAGGCAGAGGCAUUUUGCGCGCCAAUCGGAAUGUCUUACUGAGGGUUUUUUUCAGUGAUCCCACGAGUCAUAUCCGCGAUGCGGGAGUAUUGAACGAAAUACGGGCAUCAGGUGCUUAUUUGAGGAUGGAGAUGGCUGUACGGGAGGAAAUGGGUUUGGAAGAAGUUGCACGCAGUCUUUGCGAGAAUGGUGUGUUCUCUCUCGAGCAAUGGAGGGACUAUGAAGGAAAGGAUACGGUCACUCCACUUGCAAGGAGAAAUCUAAACAGAGUACUCACUCAAUUACUGAGAGAAGAAAGGCGGGAGGCAGAAGAAAGGGCAGUGCGGGAGGGACAUGUAGGAUUUGCCCUAACUACUACGAUCAGGGAUGUGCUAUUUAGAGGAAGAGUUCGCGUCAAGGACAUGAAGCUGAAUGAUUUUCUUAUGAUGGAAUUGGAAGGCAGAGGCAUUUUGCGCGCCAAUCGGAAUGUCUUACUGAGGGUUUUUUUCAGUGAUCCCACGAGUCAUAUCCGCGAUGCGGGAGUAUUGGGCGAAAUACAGACAACAGGUGCUUAUGCGGAGAUGGAGAUGGCUGUACGGGAGGAAAUGGGUUUGGAAGAAGUUGUACGCAGGCUUAGCGAGAAUGGUGUCAACAGUCUAGCAGCGUGGUCAUUAGCUGCUGAGGAGGUAAAAGCAUGUGUUCGCGACGACACUAAAAUCUCAUUGAAUGCAGCCCUUGAGGAGGUGAGGAACCCAACGACGUCGAGCGCACCGAUAUACCUGGAGGGAGAGUACGAGUCUGUGUACAAUGCGAGGUGGCAUCAUGUCGUGGAAGUUCCUGACGGCGGGGGGACGGUAAUGAAGGUGGAGGAGGGGAAACCAGAACAGCAAUGGACUUACAAGGCAGCUGGCAGAACUUUCGAAAAGGAUGACGGUGCACAGCAAUCCGGUGCACCACGUCUCAGGCUGAUGGUGCUUACCUCGGACAAGGGAUGGCCGUACUCGUGGAAAUGGAAGGAGAAGGAAUCCAUUCAUGACUGCUAUGUGAACUGUGAGGUGGAGCGAGUGUGGCAGAUCGUCAAAAAGGAUCUAAGCGAAUUCCUCAGCCCUGACGAUGAGCCCGGCUUUGUGCCUGGGCGACGUGUGCUGAUUGGGACGCCCGGGAUUGGGAAAUCGAUGAAUGCCGGCUCGUACCUCCUUUACCAGCUGCUGCACUACGAUGCCGAGCAACUCCCAAUGGUUGCGUACUUUAUUGCGGAUCGAACUUUUCUGUUUGACAAGACCACCCAAGUGGCGUCAGUGUACAAGGGUGACGACAGUAUUUUCCGUAUUGUGAGCAGUUUCUCUGGGCGUGGGGUGAAAGGGUAUGUUAUUUACGAUGUGGCAGUGAAGGGUAAGCAACCGCAAAUUGCUUUGCCUUGCGAGGGUUGGGGUAUGAUUCUGCUGACAUCACCAAACAUAAAAAACUUCGAAUGGUGGGCGAGUCGCAGGUACGCGGCGCGAAUCGUAAUUAAUUGUCCUGAAGAGAGCGAUGUGAGGGCAAUAUGUGCAUGGAUGAAGCACAAUCGGUCCCCGCAGGAACAAGCGGAAUACUGGAAGGAGGUCAAAGAACAAAUGGAAAAAGUGGGACCGAUUCUCCGCUUCAUACUUAAUAAAACGGCAUAUAAUGACCGCUUCUCCGAAGGUGAAUCUGCCGUGAAUAAGAUCACCGCUUCGAAAGCCGAGCAUUACGCUAAUAUUGGAGAGCUUAAUGCGUUUAAUGACAGUGAAGUGUCUCACAAGCUUGUGAAGGUUGUCCGAGUACGACGAGACAACAUUGAAUGGCCUUUGAAUGUACCGAUAUCUCACCAUUUUGAAAGUAAAAUAUUCUCCAAGUUGGAAAGUGAAAUGAGGCAGUUCGAUUUUAUUUUUCUUGUGCUGAGUAUAUGGGAUUAUGUCAUACCUUAUCUUCUUGAAAAGUGUGCCGUAUCCGCAUUUUUGAAUGAGGAUUUCUUGCGUGCGAUAAGACUUAAAAUCAAUGAACUGAAGCUAACAGGCCGACCUGAGCCACAAGAAUGUGCGCUGUUAAGGUAUUCGAACAAAACAUUAACCAGGAAAGAGGAGCCACCAGAGAACCCUUCUAAUCGGAUUGCCAUAGAGUACUGGGUGCUGUAUCGACCGGCGGCCAAAAACUUUCCGCUGUUGGACGGCUUUUUCUUUGUGGACUCAAACCCGAAGAUAAUGGUUGGGCUGCAGAUCACUACGGCAAGUGAGCACCACACCCUAACCAGUACUGUGAAGUUGUUCACUGAACAGCUGGCGGCAUAUUUUAAUGAUUGGGAGGAAUUAUCCCGAGACAUGUCGUGGGAAAUUGUUUAUGUGCAGCACAAAGACAACAAGCCGCUAACUGACUGGCAGAGAUGUGGUCCCGCCAAUCCCAAUAAUGAAACCAACGCUGAAAAAGAAAUUGCGGAGUUUUGGAAGAAAAAGGUGUAUCAGUACCGAGUAGGAGUAUCAGCCGAUGACAUCAAACAAAGAGUUUCCAGCGUGGAAAACGACCAACAAGGUACAAGCACAAAUUAG
Trypanosoma cruzi is the source of this 3633-nucleotide messenger RNA. RefSeq names its product retrotransposon hot spot (RHS) protein, putative. The transcript has a single exon. NCBI's taxonomy places the organism in Eukaryota, Euglenozoa, Kinetoplastea, Trypanosomatida, Trypanosomatidae. The record is from RefSeq and is a predicted model, not a curated record. Bases 1 to 3633 code for a protein of 1210 amino acids.